Nerophis lumbriciformis (worm pipefish) is the source of this 750-nucleotide messenger RNA. Lineage: Eukaryota; Metazoa; Chordata; Actinopteri; Syngnathiformes; Syngnathidae. The record is from RefSeq and is a predicted model, not a curated record.
AUGGAGAAGAUGAACCACAGCUCAGCUGAAGCCGAGACCGAGACCAUAGAACCUCUGCGUUACCUCAGUAAAGGCGAGGCGAGCGCCAUUGAGACAGAACUCUUGCGGGACUACAAGUUUGGACAACAGCAGCUCAUUGAGAUCUGGGGACACGCCUGCGCGCUUGCCAUCUCUAAGGCCUACCCUCUCAACUCUUUAGCCAAGAAGCAACCAACAGUGCUGGUCAUAUGUGGGCCAGAGCAGAACGGCUCCAUUGGCCUUGUAUGUGCACGACAUCUGCGCAUGUUUGAGUAUGAGCCCACCAUAUACCACCCAAAGCGAUCGCCUCACAGUCUGCAUCAGGAUUUUACAGUUCAGUGCGAAAAGAUGGACAUCCCUUUCCUCUCUUAUCUCCCUACAGAGGUUCAGCUCAUAAACGACGCUUACAACCUCGUCAUCGACGCCAUGCUGGGCCCCGAGGAUGACAUCGUUGACAUUAAGGAGCCCUACGCAGGAAUUCUAGUGACCCUCAAGCAGGUCAAGAUCCCCAUAGCCAGUGUGGAUGUGCCCUCGGGUUGGGAUGUGGAAGAGGCAGGUCAGGAUGGGAUAAGCCCAGAAGUGCUCAUCUCUCUGACCGCACCGAAAAAGUGCGCCAUGAGUUUCUCGGGGAAGCAUUUCUUGGCCGGACGCUUCCUGCCUUACGACAUCCAGAAAAAAUAUGAUCUCAACUUACCGGAAUACCCGGGAACAGACUCUCUCAUCGAACUGUAA